Molecule: messenger RNA, 3249 nt
Organism: Exophiala dermatitidis NIH/UT8656
Lineage: Eukaryota; Fungi; Ascomycota; Eurotiomycetes; Chaetothyriales; Herpotrichiellaceae
Product: Ser/Thr/Tyr protein kinase RAD53
Exons: 1
Coding region: 1-3249 (1082 amino acids)
Biological process (GO): meiotic recombination checkpoint signaling; protein phosphorylation
Cellular component (GO): nucleus; cytoplasm
Molecular function (GO): protein binding; ATP binding; protein serine/threonine kinase activity
Source: RefSeq, a predicted model, not a curated record
AUGGACGAAUCGUCGCAGCCCACUCAACCGGCGACACAGCCGGUCGACAAUCCACGUCGGUUCAAGAACCUUUCCAAUGUCUCCGAAGCCGACGCGGCAGAUGUAAUUUGCCUACUUCAUCCCACCUCUCCAGCCGCUUUCAAAGCGAUCAAAGCCAACCUCCUUUUCGCCCGAACACACAUCCUCCAGAAUGAAGGCCUCGAAGGAUUGAGUGAGGAAGCCGUAUUGAUGACUGAAGAUUUCGAGCAACCGCGUGAUAUCGCGCUUCGAAUAUCCUCUCCAGUGAAGAACCCCAAAGAUGGAUUUCGGUUUGGGCGGACUAGCGCCCUGAGCGAUGUGCUUCUCACGCCUUAUGAAAACGACAGUUUGGUGAGCAAAGUACAUUUCAGGAUCUUCGUCAACAGGCAGGGGAGCCUAAUGCUUCAGGACAUGUCCACCAACGGCACCAUCGUGGAUGAUACUCACAUUUGCCACAGGAAUCGGCGUGGCCAGACGACGCUCAAGCCUGCUACGAUAGUCCUUAGGCAUGGAUCCAUUAUUGCAGUCGUCAGUGGCUGGGAAAGACAAGAAGUCAAACUGAUGGUCAGGAUACCUGCCCGUGGAGACAUGGAGGAAGCCUAUGACCAGAACCUGAAAAAGUAUCUGGCAGCUCGAGGGGAGAUUGCUCAAUUUUCCUCCAUGCGAGAAAGCUCGUAUGGAAACCAUUGGAACGGAGGCAGCCUAUACAAUUUUACGGGCAUGCUAGGCAAGGGAGCAUUCGCGACGGUCUACCGGGUGCAGACGAAGAAAGAAGGAGACCUGUAUGCUGCCAAAGAGCUCGAUAAACGUCGAUUCAUCAAGAACGGAGUGCUGGACAUGAAGUUCGACAGCGAAUUGAACAUUAUGAAGCAUCUCAAGCACCCGAAUAUCGUCAACUACGUGGAUUGCCAGACAUAUUCUCACUGGAUAUACAUUCUUAUGGAAUUUGUCCCGCACGGGGAGCUGUCACAGGAACUACGCAGACUUGGAAAAAUCCCCGAGUCUGAUGCUCAACAGAUUACCAAACAAAUAUUGCAUGCCUUGGAUUAUUUACAUCGGCGCAACAUCACGCAUCGAGAUAUCAAACCGGACAAUAUUUUAAUUGCGUCGCGGUCGCCUCUGAUUGUCAAGCUGUCGGAUUUCGGGCUUUCAAAGUGCGUCACGGACCAGGAGACGUUCCUCAAGACAUUCUGCGGGACACUACUGUACUGCGCCCCAGAAGUAUAUCCUGAUUAUCCCACUUAUGCGCAAGGGUCGACAACGAAGCGUCGCCGCCUAGGCGAGCCUAUGACGAGACCAAAGCCAUCGCCGUACGACCAGUCGGUAGACAUGUGGUCGUUCGGCGCGGUCAUAUUUCACAUGCUCUGCGGAAAGCCUCCUAUUACUGGUAGAGGAGAUGACCGUGGUGCCCAAAUGUUGAACAACAUCAUGACAAAGGACGUCGACUUUGAACCACUGAGAUAUAUCGGUGUCUCGGAGGAGGCCAUUGACUUUAUUUCCGGCCUUCUGAACAGGAAUCCCGCCUUGCGACCUAAAGAAGCCGAGUGUCUGAGACACCCAUGGCUGCGCGACGUACCGGAUAAUUGCAACUACGACGAUGUUGAACCAGUCAGCUCUCCCGUAGCUCGCCACCUUGAUAUGGUCGAUGAGGCCGAUGAAGACGUCCUCGACGAUGAAGAGUUGAUCCACAACCUAAAUCAACUGACUCAACCGCCUUCAUCAAACCCGACUCCUGAUCGUCCCACAAAGAGGCCAAGAACCGAAGUAGAAAAUAUAGAACCGGCACCGUCGUCAGGAGACGUGCACUACCCGACUCUACCAGAAUCUGGCGAGAGUUUCCUUCCAUUACCAACUGGCGCACCCGCUCAGCGGCUUUUUGGGGAAAUAUCCCAGUCUGUGCUGCGAAGCUCGGGCGUCUUUGGCGGCGAACUCGCUGCGCCUGCAUGUGCCGAUGUCUAUGAUAUCCGCAACCGGGUGGAGCAGAUCAGCGUCAAUGACUUUGCUUCAGUGCAACAACCGGAGGAAGAGAGUGCAGACAACUCAGGGCAGCCUCUUCAUUACCCUCGAGUACUUGAUGUGCCACAAGGGCCAGCAGGAUCCGCCGAAAGCCUGCUUGGUGCGGAACAACAAAUCGGCCAGCUCAAUAUGGCUUCUCCUGAACCCGAUGUGUCGGAUGCUGCUACUCCCGAAACGGGUAAUCCAGUGACGCCGCAGACACGUGAAAUAUCACCGUCUGAGACGAGCACACGCGACAACGACGCUGAUACCGAAGUCGCCGCCACCACUCGAGUCAGUGAAGAACGAGAACGAGAACCAGUCUUCACACGUCAAAUAGACUUUGGCUUGAUAUCGGAUCCUGCUCAAUUUGAAGUAGAGGUUGAAAAGCGCAAUGCGUCCAGGGCGGCGAAAAUGGCCAAAGCCGAGACUUUUCAUGGAACUCUCAACGGCAACAAAGCUCGGGUACCUUCUGUUGAGCUCGCAGUCACCAUUGACGCCAGAACCGGACAUGAAGUGCCGCACGAACAUUCUACUACUGACCAGUUUACCCAUGGGACACUGCGCAGUCUCUCCGGAGCCGGUACUAGUAUCAGUCCUUUCGUCCGCCCGCCACGACGGUUCGGGAAACUAACCAGUCUACCGGGCUCAUAUACCAACGUCACAAUCAAUCUCGAGCAACGCCUUACUUCAUGGGGCCGCGGAGUCGACUGUACAAUACAGCAUCCGGACGUCAAGGAUACCCGGAUUCCAAAAUAUGCAAUGAAAAUCACAUUCUGGGCGCCCGGCAUGGAAUCCCACGUUGAGCAAGGCGGCGACUGGACGACCUUGCCGGCAAUCCGAACGGUGCUGUCCACGUCCGCCAGCGGAUGCAUUUGGAUCAAUGGGAGGGCGUUGCGCAAGGAAUCUCGUAAUGGCGAAGCUGCCCUGUUUGGAAAGUUGUAUACUGGCGAUAUCAUUACCAUUUACGACGACGGGAAAGGGAAGUACCUGAAAUUUCGCGUCGAGAUCACUUUUGGCGAUAGCGCGAGACAGCGGCCGAAAACGGAGCCUGCAUUUGUCGUCCAGGAGGAGCGGUAUCAUCAUCGGCGUAUGAAGGAGCGCGAAAGCAUGAGGAUCAGCAAGACUGAAAGCGGUGCAGAGGCAACAGUCGCGGCAGCAGCAUCAGCAGCAUCACCAGCAGCAGUAUCUGCUGGCGUCGCCGCUGUCCCGACCGUCCGGGUGGAAGCUGAAUGA